Penicillium diatomitis is the source of this 7101-nucleotide messenger RNA. RefSeq names its product putative sensor histidine kinase/response regulator. Lineage: Eukaryota; Fungi; Ascomycota; Eurotiomycetes; Eurotiales; Aspergillaceae. The transcript is spliced from 2 exons. Gene Ontology annotation, biological process: phosphorelay signal transduction system; protein autophosphorylation. The record is from RefSeq and is a predicted model, not a curated record. Gene Ontology annotation, molecular function: ATP binding; histidine phosphotransfer kinase activity; protein binding. The coding region runs from base 1 to 7101 and encodes 2366 amino acids.
AUGGAAGAAAGCCAUCUGAUCGGCGAUGACCUGCCGCUCCCGCCAACGCGGCUUUUUGAAAGGCUUGGUCAUCUGCCUGGGUACAAAUGGGAUCCUUCCAUAGAGCCGUUCCAUUCAACUUACAAUCAUUGGCAUAUUCAUGGUGUCUGUCAUGUGGUAGAAACAGACAUUUCAACCCCGAUUGCAACCUCCUCCACCCCAGCGUCCUCGGGUCCGUCCAGCCUGACACGCUACUCCCCCAAAAUCGAAAGUCCCUCCUCCGCGCGCAACCCUCGAACAACCAGCAUCAGUGAAACCAGUAGUGAUAUCUCUCUAGCGCGCGGUGAGCAGGAGCAAAUCUGGGUCCCGGUGGUCGCACGCGUAUCAACGAACGUCAUCAGACUUGAGCGGGAGUUCCACAUGAUCAAAUCGAUUGUGCAGUCAUCAGACCCAGAUUGCAAUCAUAUAAUCAGACCAAUCGACCUGGUACGUCUCUCCCCAGAGCCCGGGGAUUCAGGUACACUUCUCGUGGCAAUUUUCGAAUCUCCUGGUCAUGACCGAUUAAGAGAUCUGGUCACGUUCGGCCCGGCGUCAUUUGCCGCCGGGAUGAAAGGCGACAACAAUACCACGCCCAGCGAGCAAAUACCAUUGCCAGCAUUUCUGGAUUUUGCCAUCGGCGCUUGCGACUGCUUAGAAAUUCUCCACUACGGUGUCAAGACAGUGCAUGGAGAGAUUCGUGGCGACGCGUUUCAUUUUAGCGCUGAAACCGGGGCAGUAAAGCUCGCGAAUAUCGGCAACGGUGCUAGAUCCUUCGACAAUGUUCUCAGUGAAGGCUGGUCUUCCGUCUCCCGUGAACUCGGAGCGAAAUACAAGCUUCAGUUUAUUGCCCCCGAGCAAACUGGCAGAAUGCCUACGGAACCAGACAGCCGUACCGAUAUCUAUGCUCUUGGCUUAUUAUUCUGGUCGAUGCUGGUAGGAAGAUUGCCCUUCGAUGGCGCCGACCCGGUGGAGGUUGUUCAGAAUGUGCUGGGAAAAAGGUUGACUCCGGUCUCAUCGAAACGGCUAGACGUGCCUGAUGGUCUUUCGGCAGUGGUCCAGAAAAUGACACAGAAGAUUGUUCAUGAUCGGUACAAUACUAUCUCGUCUGUGAAAAGGGACUUGAUGCAAAUAGCACAGUUGCUGGGAGAUGGGGAGAGCGAAGCACUCAGCAAAUUUCAAAUUGCGCAGAGUGAUGUGUCAUCAUUCUUCACUCUUCCGUCGCAGAUGUUUGGACGCCAGACAGAAUUGGACACGAUCUUGAAUGUGGUCAACAAGGUCCAUAGACGCCAGGAGAUUGCUUUCGCCAAGGCAUUUACUCAGAGUCCCUCAACCGGUCACGCUCUCGCCUCAAAUUCUUCCUUUUCAGAAGGUCGCGUGGACAGCUUUGAUCUAGCAUCAAUCUCAAGCGACUCGGGGUCAUUUCACUUGCCACCGCGGGCGCUUUCGACUUCAACUGGGCAUCAUUUAUCUCAUGUCAGCACACAAGAUUCCGCGGCGCAUAGUGAGAACGGGUUUCAGCCGCCUAAACAAAUCCAGCUCCCACCGAACUUCGACUUUUCCCCGCAAGGUUCAGCCACGUUAAGCACGCAAAAGUUGCAGAGCCCAUCUCACUCACGUUCUUCCCAGUACACUGAGCGUGAAACAAGCUCUGCACCUAGCGGAACUUCCAGCAGCCUGCCGAAUCCUCAUCCAUUCGCUUCGUUGGAGUCCAUAGGUGCUCUAUCGAAGCAAAAGAUUGGGGGCAAGUCACGACGGACAGGACGAUGUGAAGUCAUUGCAAUCAGCGGUGCUGCGGGAAUCGGCAAAACUGAUCUAUUGAAUCGAGUUCAACCGAUCAUCCGGAAGUCUGGUUAUAUUGCUAUAACACGCCUGGAUCGUGUCAAACGGGUGCCGUUCGAGCCGUUCGCCAAGGUUCUCGCCAGCCUUCUUCGGCAAAUCUUCUCCGAGCGAGAUGUCACCACAGAAUACCAUGAAAGUGUGCGCCUCGCGUUGCGGCCUAUGUGGCCGACCCUCCACAAAGUUCUUGACCUUCCUGAGCAAUUGCUUUCUCCUGGGUCCAAGUAUAAUCCCGUAUCGCCGAAGACAUCGAUAGCCCAAACACUGGCCGGGCCGGACCGACAAGCCAAUGAACUCGCCAAUCGGAUUCAGAUACCCAGUCUUAAUCAAGGCCAGACAUCGGCAGAGUUCUUCUUGGCAAAUGCAGCUUCAAACAACAUGCGACUGAUGGACAUAUUUCUGGAGAUACUCAGGACAUUGUGUCAAUUCAAGUUAAUGGUUGUGUGCCUCGACGAUCUGGAGUAUUCGGAUGACGAGAGUCUCGAGCUUAUCAUGAACAUCAUUCGCGUCAAGCUGCCUUGUGUUCUCAUUCUUACAAGCCGCAAGGAUGAGAUAACACCUGACAAUGUUCGAGCACUCUUUGAGUCUGAGAACCCCAACGUCACACGAAUUGAACUCCAUCCUCUACGGGAGACAGAAAUCAUGCACUUCGUUGCUGCGGCAAUGCAUCAGGCCCCGAAUCCAACACUCACCCCGCUGGCAGCUGUCGUUCAAGAGAAAAGCCAAGGAAAUCCUUUCUAUCUGAGAGUCAUGCUGGAGACAUGCUACAGAAAAAACUGCAUUUGGUACUCCUGGAAGGACUCGAAAUGGAUGUUCGACCUUGAUCGAAUCUUCACCGAAUUCGUGGCUCCCGUAUAUGGCGAGGGCCUUGGCCUAGGAUUCCUUGCGAAGCGACUUCAGGAGAUUCCCAUCGCUGCUCGCUCCAUUCUAGUAUGGGGGGCUUUGAUUGGAAGCCCUUUCUCUUUCUCGCUAGUACAAAAGCUUUUGACCAGCGAGUUUUUGUUUUCAUCAGGUGAAAAUGAAACAUUCACUGACGGUCACUCAGAAGGACUGGAUCUCACCUGUCCUCAUAAUAUUACAUUGCUGCGACAAUCUGAAGGUGAUACGGUCAUUGGGUUGCAGUACUUGGUUCAAUCGAAUCUUCUUGUUCCAGGCAAAACUGAUGACGAGUUCAAAUUCGCCAAUGACCGCCUUUCUCAAGCCACACUCUUAUUAAGUGAGAGUCGCAAUGUUGAAAAGAUGCACUUUAUCAUCUCUCAAGCCUUGAUGAAGUACUAUCACGACCACCGCAGCCGCUAUUCGAUGGCUCAUCACGUGGCACUCUCGUCGCGCCUUCUUAAAUCACGAUUUGCGCGGCGCAUUGAAUACCGGAAAAUUUUGUGGGAAGCUGGACAGACUGCGGCUCAAUCAGGCGCUCGGCCCACCGCACUUUGGUAUUUCCGCCAUUGUAUUGAGCUUCUCCAAGAUUGCCCUUGGGACGACCGCCGAUCUGAUGUCUACUACGAGGAGACUCUGCGCUUAUUCAUUGCAUCUGCUGAAACGACAUGGUCCCUGGGUAACACUCAAGAAGCUCUAGCGUUGAUCCAAGCUGUCUUUACGAACGCGAAGGAUGCCAUUAGCAAAUCUAAGGCGUGGAUCAUUUCGGCCAAAAUUUAUGCCCAAGGCCGGGAUCACCAUCGGUCGAUGGACGCCCUGUUGACCUGUCUUGAUGAGCUCGGCGUCCACCUCCGCACUCCCACCUCCUUCGAGGACUGUGACGUCGCUUUUCAGAAGCUCAAAGCAUAUCUCGAAUCCGCUGAUCUGGAAGCUAUCGUGCGAAGACCGUUGAGUGAAGACCCUGUUGUGAUCACCAUUGGCGCAGUGAUGGCCGAGGCGAUGUCGGUCACUUAUUGGGAUGAUUCUCAAACCUUCUAUCGAAUGGCGAUAGAGAUGAUGAAUAUUCACAUAUUUAGGGGGGGGUUUUCACAGACCUCCAUUGGCUGUUCUCACCUUGCAAUGAUUGCACUCAGUCGUUUCAAAGAUCUUACAUUCGGCUUCAGGCUUAGCAAUGCAUCCAUUUCUAUGUUAGAAAGGUGCCCAGAUGUGUGGACUCAAAGUCGAGGCUCCUUGGUUCAUAAUCUCUAUGUCAGUCACCUGCGCGUUCCCAUGUCAUCGAUUCUUCCUGCGAUCGAGGCGUCUCUGGAGACAUCAUUUACUAUUGGCGACCCCUACAUUUCUCUCGUCAGCAUCUCCUCGAUGGCUGUGACCCGGCUUUCUCUUGGACAUGACAUGAGUCAGCUCGAGGCUUUUUGCCAGGAGACACCUGAAGAUGUGCCAAACUGGAAAGAAGAUACGCGUGGCGGAGCAAGUAUCAUCGCGAUUCGUCAAGUUGCCCGUGCACUCCAAGGGAAGACAGAAUUCAGGGAUGCAGACAACGUGCUAUCAGACGAGGAGCACCAGACCUCGGAAUACAUUACUUGGCUGGGCGAAAAUGCGAGCAACGCGGACAAGCCUCGGGACACGUACUUUGGCUUUGCUAUGAUCCCUCUUUUCUUGUUCGGUCAUCAUGCUAAGGCGGUGCAAGUGGGUACCAAGCUACUGAAGACCGCCCACAGGCUGUGGUCUGCACGCGUCUCCUAUCUGGUUUACUUCUAUCUUUCGCUGUCACUUCUCACACUGCAUAACGAGAAUCCGUCCCUCGGCCUGAGUGAUGACGAUAUGGACAAGAUCUUGUUGUACAAAGCCGAGAUUGACUUCGCGCGGAGCUGUUCUGACGCGAAUUACGGCAUGUGGGCCUUGCUUUUGGAAGCUUUGAUCAGCGAGGUGCAGAAAGAUUACAGCACUGCCAUUCAAUCAUAUGAAUCAGCAGUAGAUCAUUGCCAAGUACAUGGCUGGCUCUUGGAGGAAGCGCUCGCUCUGGAACUUCAAGGCGAAUUCCUCGUCCGACGCGGAGCUAAGCGGGCGGCUCGUGCAAUGAUGAAAGAUGCCAUCUCUGCAUGGACUGCCAUAAGCGCAGGUGGAAAAGCUCAGAUUAUUACGGAGAAGCACGAGUGGCUGCUAAAGACUGCGACUUCAUCGAGAACCAUGGACAUUGGAUGUCAAACUGUUGAUGCCUUGGUGGAGAUUUCACGUGUCACUCCGCAGGAAGAGAUCACGUUGCCAUCACAGCUAGAGGAAGAGGACAGACGUCGUCGCUGGAUCGAGCAGAGCAGAGUAGACCUAGGUCAAAAAUCUCUGGACAUUUCGAGCGUCGGCCUUGAUAUCAUUGACUUGUCGAGCAUACUCGAAUCCAGCCAAGUGAUGUCCUCGGAACUUCAGAUUGACAAGCUUUUCACCAAGAUGCUAGAAAUGAUAAUGGACUCAUGCAAUGGCUUUGAAUUUGCCGUCAUUGCUACCGAGUUCGAGGAGCAAGGCUUCGCAAUCGCGGCCGCUGCGGACGCAGAAAAGUACCCAAAGUCAUUCCCAGACGGGCUCCCACUCGCAGAGUUCGAAGGGCGCAUGGCCCAGGAGAUCAUAUUCUAUGUUAUGCGCACCAAGGAGGAGGUCUUGGUUCAUAACGUGCUCGAAGAUGAGCGAUUCUCUAAUGUGAGCGAAGUCUACCAUGCAAAUUUCCCACUUGGUCGUUCUGUCAUUGCUCUGCCUAUCGUCCAGAGUGAUCAGCUGCUCGGCAUUAUACACCUCGAGGGAAAGCCAAAUUGGUUCACUCAACGCAAUGUAGUUGUGCUUCAUCUACUGUGCAACCAGAUUGGAAUUUCUCUGUCGAAUGCGCUGCUCUUCCGAGAGAUCCGUAAGGUCAGCGCAAAAAAUGUUUCCAUGAUCGAGUCCCAAAAGAGAGCUCUUGCCCAAGCCCGCGAGGCAGAGCAGAAGGCCAAAGUGGCAGAAGCCGAAGCAAAACACAACGUCAAGCUGAAAGAAGAUGCCGCUCGUGCCAAGUCGAUUUUCUUAGCCAACAUAUCUCAUGACCUACGCACACCGAUGAAUGGCGUUAUCGGUCUUUCUGAGUUGCUAAAGGCAACCGCUCUCAAUAAAGAACAGGAUGAUUACGUUGAGUCAAUCCGUGUCUGUGCUGACACUCUGCUCACCCUCAUUAACGACAUACUCGAUUUCUCCAAGUUGGAAGCUGGCAAAAUGAAAAUGUCCACGGUUCCGCUGAAUUUGAAAGAGACGAUCAGUGAGGUCAUACGCGCGCUUCGAUACACCCACCGUGAACGUGGUUUACAGACAAUUGAAGAUCUGGAACGUGUUCCACCCGAGUUGGUGGUGCUCGGUGACCCGGUCCGUCUUCAUCAGAUUUUCAUGAAUUUGCUGAGCAACAGUUACAAGUUCACACCCAAAGGAUCCGUCACCGUGAGAGCAAAGGCCGUGAGGGAAGCGAAAGGACGUGUGCGGUUGGAGUGCUCUGUUGCCGAUACUGGUAUUGGUAUUCCCGAGGAACAAAAGGCACGCCUGUUCCGGCCAUUCUCCCAAGCCGAUCCAUCCACCGAGAGAUCAUAUGGCGGUAGUGGGUUGGGAUUGAGUAUUUGCAAGGCGAUCAUCGAGGACGUUCUCGGCGGCGCGAUUUGGCUAGAUUCGACCCUUGGAGUAGGAACAACGGUGACAUUCCAUCUAGUCUUCAACAAGGCUCCGAAGAAGUCAAAUGUGCAGACACCUUGGCACCAGGAUCUUCAUCAUGCAGAGAUUGCGGAACCUUCUCGGGCCAAAGCGCGGGACCUCACUCAAAUUCCUCGGGAUCAAAUUCGUGUCUGCAUCGCCGAAGAUAAUCCUAUCAACCAAAAAAUCGCUGUCAAAUUUGUCACGAGCCUUGGUCUUCAAUGCGAGGCUUACAGCGAUGGCAAACAGGCUGUUGAUGCGCUGCGUGCCAAUGCCAAGCAAGGAAAUCCCUUCCAUGUAGUUCUGAUGGAUGUCAUGAUGCCCACUCUCGACGGGUACAACGCUACUCGCGAAAUACGACGAGAUCCCGAUCCAAACGUUAACGAGGUCCUUGUGAUCGCUAUGACUGCUAGCGCUAUCGAAGGCGAUCGAGAGAAAUGUCUAGAGGCUGGCAUGAACAAUUACCUUCCUAAACCAGUGCGCUCCCCUAUAUUGAGCGAAUUACUGGACAGAUACCUGGCACCUGUGCCCUCCCAUCCACGCACGCGUUUGGCGAUCCGCCAGACAAAAUCUCGAAGCAGUGAUAGCCUCGAGGCAGGGACCCCCACGAGUGUCUCAUCUUCCGGCUCGGAUGACACUCUGAACCAGCCGCCACUCUCGACUCCUCCACCAAAAUGA